This is a messenger RNA of Harmonia axyridis, 7403 nucleotides long. Its product is annotated as fatty acid synthase-like. Gene Ontology annotation, biological process: fatty acid biosynthetic process. The record is from RefSeq and is a predicted model, not a curated record. NCBI's taxonomy places the organism in Eukaryota, Metazoa, Arthropoda, Insecta, Coleoptera, Coccinellidae. The transcript has 36 exons. The coding region runs from base 161 to 7363 and encodes 2400 amino acids. Gene Ontology annotation, molecular function: oxidoreductase activity; fatty acid synthase activity; phosphopantetheine binding.
CGAAUUUGAAAUAUUCAUAAGUUUGUUAUUGCAAUGAGCCCUUGUUAUUGAAGUGCAUUUCACUGUUUUGUGAACGUUCUUUUCUCGAAAUAUUAGAAGUUCGUAUACAAUCCCAAAUUCAGGAUUUAUAAAAAGUCAUUUACAGUACAAAGUCAUAAAGAUGGCUCCUAAUACAGAUGUUGAGGCUCAAGAAGAAGAAGAAGCUGACCUUACUGAUACAUCUCUUUUAAAUGGCAGGUUUCUUGCCCAUCCACCUGAAGGUGAAGAAAUUUGCAUAACAGGUUUAGCUGGAAUUUUUCCCAAUUCCAAGGAUGUACAUCACUUCAGGGACAAUUUGAUGCAGAAGAUAGAUAUGAUAGAUGGCGACUUUAGAAGAUGGCAUCCAAUUCAUCCUGAAAUUCCCCAAAGAACUGGUAAAAUUUACGACAUAGAGAAGUUUGAUGCUGGGUUCUUUGGUAUUCAUCACAGACAAGUCAACUCAAUGGAUCCGAUGGCUAGAAUAAUACUGGAAAAAACUAUUGAGGCAAUUUUUGAUGCUGGUUUACAUCCCUCUGAACUUGAAGGUACCAGAACUGGAGUAUUUAUUGGUGUUUGUUUCGCAGAGAGCGAGAGAGAGGUUUUUUUUGAGUUUCAAGAGCCCCAAACUUUCGCCAUGACAGGUUGUAUGAGGUCAAUGCUGACGAAUAGACUGAGUUACUACUUGAAACUCAAAGGACCUUCCUUAGUUACUGAUACCGCCUGCAGCAGUUCCUUAUACGCUUUGGAGCAUGCUUAUAACGCUAUGAGGAAUGGUUCUUGUGAUAUGGCUAUAGUUGGAGGGUCCAAUCUCUGUUUACAUCCUUUCGUAUCUCUUCAAUUUGCCAGGCUGGGCGUACUGAGUUCUGAUGGGUGUUGCAAGUCGUUUGAUGCUUCCGGAAACGGUUACUGCAGAUCAGAAGCGAUAACAUGCGUCCUACUCCAGAAGGCAAAAGAUGCUAGAAGAAUAUAUUCUACCAUAGUCCAUGCUAAGACUGGUUGUGAUGGUUACAAAGAGCAAGGUAUUACUUAUCCUUCAGGAGAAAUGCAGAAAAAGUUACUUGAGGAAUUUUAUUCCGAAUGUGGUGUCGAUCCAACUUCUCUCAGUUUUUUGGAAGCUCAUGGAACGGGAACCAAAGUUGGAGAUCCAGAAGAAGUUAUUGCUAUAGAUGAAGUUUUCCGCCCUACCAAAGAGAAUCCUCUUUUGAUAGGAUCAGUAAAAUCAAAUAUUGGGCAUUCGGAACCAGCUUCUGGUUUGUGUUCUGUUACAAAGUGUAUUAUUGGCUUUGAAGAAGGAAUAGUUCCACCUAAUAUUCACUAUUCAAUACCAAGAGAAGGUAUUAAAGCCCUGGAAGAUGGACGUAUCAAAGUUGUUGCAGAACCAACAUCUUUCGCAAACGACAAUGGUCUCAUAGGUAUAAACAGUUUUGGCUUUGGUGGUGGAAACUGCCAUGUACUGUUGAAACAUAACCCCAAAAUUAAAAUGAAUGGUGGUCAACCAACUGACGACUUACCAAGAUUGGUGUGUUUAAGUGGUAGAGUACCUGAAGCUAUCAAUAAACUUAUUGAAGAUGUGAAUUCAAGAAAAAUGGACGCUGAACACAUUCAGUUGUUACAUGAAAUAUUCAAAGAAGAUAUAGAAUGCCAUAAUUAUCGUGGUUACACUAUAGUGUCUAAAAACGGAGUGCUAUCGUCUUCUUAUAAAUGGUACGAGGGCAGAAGGUUACCUCUAGUUUUUGCUUUUGGUUAUUUCGACGAUUGGAGGAGGAUAGCGAAUGAUCUCCUUGAAAUUGAAGUUUUUAAAACAACGAUUGACAGGAUAGGUGAUAUCCUCAGAGAAAAAUUCAUAGAUAUCCACAAGAUCUUCAAAAACUCCAAGAAACCACAGGAAGGGACCUACAACGUGAUGGAAGACAUAGUUGGCAAUGUUUCUCUCCAAAUUGGCAUCAUCGAAGUUUUGAAAGAUCUCAAACUCAAUAUUGAUUAUGCCAUAGGAUACGCUAUCGGUGAGAUAGCGUGUGGUUACUUCGAUGGUUGUCUCACUUUAAGAGAGGCUAUCUUCAUGUCUCAUUCAAUUGGCAGUCUUUUGGAAAAAAUAAACACAGCUUCUAUUACUUUGGUCCUGAAAGGACCAGUUAAAAAGAUUCUGAAGAAACUGCCGAAGAACGUAGAGGUUAUUUGGAGAAACUCUGAAGACGUUGUUAGUCUAUCCGGUGAUCCUGCAAUUUUGAAAAACUUUGCUAUGGGAUUAGAAGGAGACGAUAUUGUGAUAUUAGCCAAUAAUGACAGAUCUGAAGUAACUCUUCCUACCAGUCGAGUAUAUGAGAUCGAGCAGGAUUUACUGCGUCUGUUGAUCAAAGAUUUGCCCAAACCUAAACAGAGAAGUGACAGGUGGAUAUCUGCUUCAACUGCCAAAGUAGCAUCUGCCGAGUACUUCGUGAAGUCUUUACAAUCUCAGAUAUUUUACCAAGAUUUUAACUGUCACUUUGGCGAAGAACAAUUGAUACUAGAAGUUGGCCAGGGAAGAUUUUCUGAACUACUGAAAUUCACAAUAAAUGGAUUGACCGAAUUUGUCAAUUUUGGACCAAAGAUCGAGGGGGAUGGUUUGGUAUCAUUCAUGAAGGUAUUGGGCAGACUAUACGAGAAUGGUUUUAAUCCAAAAAUUCAAAACUUGUACCCUAAAACUGCAUAUCCAGUCAGUCGUGGUACACCAAUGAUCUCACCUCAUAUCAAAUGGGAUCAUUCAAAAGAUUGGCAUGUUCUUGUGUACAAAGAGUCUCAUUCGAUGAAAAACGGGGAGAGGUUAAUGGCUAUUAAUCCUAUUGAAGAUGAUUGGCAAUACCUCACUGGACAUGUUAUAGAUGGUAGAAAUAUUUUCCCAGCAACAGGCUACCUUCACAUUAUCUGGGAAACUUUGGCCAUGAUCAACAGUAUAUCUGAGCUAGAGAUGGUGGUGGUGUUUGAAAAGGUCAAAUUCAAAAGAGCUACACCCGUCACCAAGCAGUAUAUCGAUUUUGAUGUGAUGAUACAGAGGAACAGUGGAAAUUUUGAAAUUAUUGAUGAUGGUAUGGAUAUUGUCAGUGGAUGUGUACGUCAAGUUUUCAUGGGAAAUCAUGCUGAAUUUUCAAACAUCAAAAUACCAGGUGAAACCUUGGCUACUAAUAUAAACACCUUGAAAACAAAAGAUGUCUACAAGGAAUUAAGACUUAGAGGUUACAACUAUAAAGGUGCAUUCAGAGGUGUCCAAGAGGUGGAUACUGAAGCUUCCAAGGCUUACGUGAAAUGGGAUGGUAAUUGGGUAACAUUUAUGGACAAUAUGAUGCAAUUGAGAAUUAUGCAGUUUGAUACCAGACUUUUAUAUGUUCCUACGGGUAUUGACAAGUUGGUAAUUGAUCCCAAGCGUCAUCUGGAAUAUGUUGAAUCGUUCGGAGAGAAUCCUGUUCUUCCUGUUUAUCUUUCCGAAGACGCAGGGGUAAUGAGAUGUGGCGGCAUAGAAAUAAGAGGAUUAAAAGCAAAUUCUAUACCAAGAAGGAAACAAAGAAGUGCUCCUGUCUUAGAGAAAUAUGAAUUUGUACCUAAUGAAACCACAUUAACUGUAGAACAAUCAUUGAGAGUGAAUAUACAGCUUGGCUUAGAAAACUUCUUCGGAAUCAAGCUGAAAAUUAUUGAGAUCCUUGACGAAGCAACACAAGAAGGCAGUGAGCCUUUGGGACCUAAAAUCUUCGAUGUCUACGCUGACCUCCCGUUAAUUCAAGUCAACAUCUCCGUCUUCAGUAAGGAAAAACUGGAGCUUGCCAAUGUAACCGUUGAAGAUAAAGAACUUCGUAAAGAGAUUGACUGUCACUUGGUUGUGGGAACAAACAUUCUCCAGAGAGCAAUGAUCAUGCAACAAGCGUUCUCUGCUCUGAAGGAGAAAGCAUUCAUUUUGUCUCGCGAAAAUCUUGACUUUCAUCCAUCUCGGAUGGCCAAGGAAGAUUUGGAAGCCGUAGAUAUACUGACCAUUCACGAUGUUGGUACAGAAAAAUUUGUUUAUUUCCGCAAGAGCUUAAAGUCCAAGGAAAGAACAAUUAUCAAUGUUUCUGAGAAAGAUGAGGAAUUCAGAUGGCUGCCCUCUUUACAAUCUGCACUGAAGAGUGAUAAGCACCUAAUACUUUAUGCCCAAAACGAACCCUUGAAUGGACUUCUUGGUCUAUUUAACUGCGUUAGGAGAGAGCCUGGAGGUAAUAACAUAAUUUGCGUUUUGAUUUAUGGGGAGGAAGCGCCACAAUUUGAUCCAGAUCAUUCUUUUUAUGAAGAACAACUGAAUAAGAAUAUGGCGGUCAACAUUUAUAAGGAUGGCAAAUGGGGAACGUACCGCCAUUUUUCUUUGAUAGGCGGAGAGGAGAUAGAGUGCGAUCACGGUUUUGCUUGUCCAGUAACUAGAGGAGACAUGUCUAGUCUAAAAUGGUUGCAAGGGAAUCUCCAUUCUGAUGUAACGCUUCCUCCAGAAAAAACAUUAGUGCAGGUUUACUAUGCAUCACUGAACUUCAGAGACAUAAUGACAGCUUCGGGUCGUAUAAAUUCUGAUGUUAUAACAAUGGACCGUACAGAACAAGAAUGCGUUGAAGGUUUCGAGUUCUCUGGAAGAGAUGCAAGUGGAAAAAGAGUUAUGGGUAUGAUCAUUCGAGGUGCUCUGUCGACCAUGGUAUCAGCUGAUAAUUAUCUCUUGAUGGACGUACCAGAUUCUUGGACUUUGGAACAAGCAGCGUCUGUACCUGUUGUGUACGGGACUGUCAUACACGCAUUAAGAGAGAUUGCCAAAAUUAGAAAAGGAAAUUCGAUUCUGAUCCAUUCUGGAACUGGAGGCGUUGGUCAAGCAGCUAUCAAUUACGCAUUGUCAUUUGGUUGUAUCGUAUUCACCACAGUUGGUAGUCCUGAAAAGAAGAAAUCGUUGAUGGAGUUAUUCCCACAACUUCGAGAGAGUCACAUAGGAAAUUCACGAGAUAUAAGCUUCGAGAAGAUGAUUAAACAACACACCAGAGGGCGAGGUGUAGAUAUAGUAUUGAAUUCUUUAGCGGAAGAUAAACAAUUAGCUUCGAUAAGAUGUUUGGCCAAAGGAGGCAAGUUUUUGGAGAUUGGAAAAGUUGAUCUCGCCAGCAACAACUCACUACAACUAAGAAUGCUGAAAAAGAACUGUUCCUUCCAUGGUAUAAUGUUGGAUCAGUUCUUCACUGCACAUCCUGUCAUAAAAAAGAAUUUCAGGGCAAUACUCGAUGGAGGAGUAGCAAAUGGAUCCAUCAAACCCUUAGCAACAACAGUAUUCAAGAUGAACGAAAUCGAACAAGCUUUUCGUUACAUGGCUUCUGGGAAACAUACCGGAAAAGUUUUGAUUAGAAUUCGAGAAGAAGAGGAAGACAAGAUUGUACGACCAUCUGCUCUUCACAUUAAAGCAACUCCAAGAUUUUCUUGUGAUCCAGAUAAAUCAUAUGUGAUCAUAGGAGGUCUGGGUGGCUUUGGGCUAGAGUUGGCAGAUUGGCUGAUUUUAAGGGGAGCCAAACGUUUAUUAUUGACAUCGAGGACUGGAAUACAAAACGGAUACCAAUCCUAUAGAAUGAAUAUUUGGAAGUCAUAUGGUGCAAUCUGCCAAAUUUCAACGGCUGAUAUAACAACUGAGGAAGGAUGUGAGCAACUCAUAAUUGAAGCUCAAAAACUAGGACCAAUCGAGAGCAUUUUCAAUCUGGCAGUAGUUCUGAGAGAUUCUCUUCUGGAAAAUCAGAGCCCGGAAAGUUUCAGGAUCUCUUUUGCUCCCAAAGCUGUAGCAACAAAGAUUCUGGAUGAAGUUACUAGGAAGCGAUGUCCGGGUUUGAGGGACUUCGUGGUUUUCUCAUCUGUCUCAUGUGGAAGAGGUAAUGCAGGUCAAACCAAUUAUGGUAUGGCGAAUUCUAUAAUGGAGAGAAUAUGUGAAAGAAGGAAAAAAGAAGGUUUUCCUGCUCUAGUCAUUCAAUGGGGAGCUGUUGGAGAUGUUGGGUUGGUAGCAGAGAUGAUGGAAGAGCAAACUGAAAUGGAAAUUGGUGGAACACUACAACAAAGGAUAACCAGCUGUUUGCAGGUCAUGGACACUUUCCUCAGGCAGAAGGAGGCUACUAUAGUUGCGAGUAUGCUAGUAGCAGAAAAAAGAAGUGGUAGUGGUGGUGCCGACAACAUAGUAGAUGCUGUUGCAAACAUACUAGGAAUUAAAAAGCAGACUGUUUCUCCACAUGCAACUCUUUCGGAGCUAGGAAUGGAUUCUAUGACUGCAGUAGAAAUCAAACAAGUAUUAGAAAGAGAAUUCGAGGUCUUCCUCACAGCUCAAGAUAUUAGGAGCAUGACGUUUGCCAGGUUACAAGAAAUACAGGAAACUAAGGAGAAAGAUAAAGAAUCUGGAAAGGUCACCCACCGAUUACCAAGAGGUUUUGAGUUGAUCUUGCGAUACUUAGGAGAUGAGAAUACUUCUACGAUUCCAGUGUUGAGGCUUCCGAGCUUGGUGGAAGGUGAUCCAGAAGACGUCCCAUACAUUUUCUGUUUCCCUGGCAUAGAAGGAUUCGCAACGUCUUUGAAGCCAUUGGUCGCUAACGUCAAGGCUAAGAUGAUUGGAAUACAGUUCUGCUACAAAACACCCACUAACAGUUACAAGGAUUUGGCUAAAGAAUCAGAAGAACAAAUCCUGAAAUAUGUCACAACCAAAGAUCCAGUUCACAUGUUGACAUACUCUUGGGGUACAAUAAUUGCUUUAGAAACCAUGUCCUCUUUAGAGAAGAAGGGUUAUAAAGGUACCAUCACAUGCAUAGACGGAGCACCCGAUAUGCUCUCAUUGAUGUGUGAGCAAGAGAUGAAGACUGGUUCUGAAGCUGAAUUUGAGACCAUCAUUCUUUGCCAUCUGAUGGCUCUCUAUCUUCCAUAUGAUAUAAUUUUAAAGAAUAGGGAAAAAAUCUAUAGAUGUAACACCUUCGACGAGAGGAUGUUGGUGGCUCAUAAGAUAUCAGCGCAUGACGCUACUCAUUCGCCGCAAUACCAGAAGAAGGUAGCAGUUGGGUUCUAUACCAGGCUGAAGGAGUUGAGGACGUAUGAGCCUGAUUAUCCUAAGAUCAUUUCUACCGUUAGGCUUUUCAAACCUUCAACCUUGAGCGUGCAGAAUUUCGCCGAAGACUAUAAUCUUUCUAGGUUGUGCUCAAAUACUGUGGAGGUGACGCUCUUUGAAGGAAACCAUAUAACAAUAUUGGACAAUCCAUCGGUGGCUGAGGCAAUAAAUGAAACGCUGGGGUUGACGCCGAAGACCCAAACUACAACUGUACAAAUCAAGGAUUCGACCGAAAGCAAUAACAAUAAAUGAGCUUACUGUAAAAUAGUUCAAUAAAUUUCGAGAAUAAUUU